Molecule: messenger RNA, 1592 nt
Organism: Trifolium pratense (red clover)
Lineage: Eukaryota; Viridiplantae; Streptophyta; Magnoliopsida; Fabales; Fabaceae
Exons: 8
Coding region: 164-1081 (305 amino acids)
Source: RefSeq, a predicted model, not a curated record
AGAAUCUAGACACGAAUCCGAUUCUUUGAGCUCCACGUGGCGUAUUAAACCCGGUUCGGACCGGUAAAAACCGGCGACCCACCAUAAACGACGUCGUUUUGGAGUUUAGCUUACUCCCGCCGCACCCUGUAACUGCAAAAUUCUGUUCCUCAAUCGCUGAACGAUGGUGAACUCAACAAUGGAAACCCUAGACGCAGAACCAUCGUCUCCUUCAACAACCACCGAUUCCAAACCUCAAAUCUCUUCUCCACUUCCCUCUUCCAUGCUCAGACUAUGGAGGCAAGCUGCGCAACGGAAUCUGAGAAACCAGUGGUCACAAUUGGCAUCGCUCAAGGAUCAAUGGUUCUCUAUUUCUUCCACCGCAAGAUCCUACGCUAAUGCUCUUAUUAACUCUCACCUUUCUCAAAGGUAUAUGCCUAAUAGGAAGUUAGGUGUUUUGGAUGAUAUGCCUGAUAUAAGAAAGAGAGCUUGUUUGAAACUGUUCAAGCAGCAGGAACGUCAAAGGAGCCAAUUGUUGUUAUCUUAUAAGGACAUGGUGGCCGUUGUAAGUAAAAUGAUCAAUGUUAGCAGAUCAAUGAAGUGUUUUUUCAGAGGAUCAAACAAUAGUCCACUGUUACAAUUUUCCCAUUACUCCAAAGACCCAAGUGACUCUGGAGAUGGUGGUGGAAUUCCGGUAUUUGCAUUCUUCUCAAUCUCUUCGCAUGAGAAAUUGGUGGAGGAGCUGGUUCAGAUGUUCAAAUUGGAACUGUGUUUGAAGCGCCUACUUGUUCUUGAAUUUAUUUCAAUUGGUUAUGAUGCUUCACAAGCAAACCAGUUGCAUUGGUCAACUCAGCUUUAUGCUGAUGAAUUCAAAGAUUUGAGCGACUGCAAUCUGUUCUGUAAGGUGACUGGUGGACCAGUUCCACCAAGAUUGAAGGACGGAAAAUCUGACAUGGGUGCUUUAAGAUUCAACAGCCAACCCAAUCCGGAAGUUUUCCAGGUUCAUUUAACAUCGUGGCUGGCAGAGGUGAACAUAAACACCUUCAGGGUGAAAGAAAUAUUUGAAAUUGUUGGGGAGGAAAUGCAUGUUAGCAUAGGUUAAAGCUUUUGUCAUUGUCAGUACAGUGUGGUGAGCAUGUUAUUGGGGUCGGAUUGAGUGGUUACACCUUCGAAAGCUCUUUUUCAGACAUUGUCAAACCUAAUCAUAUGAAAAAUGGAUGGCGAGAGACAUUCAUCGCUUGCUGUUGCAAACUUGCAGUAAAAGGAUUACAAAGUCAUGGAGAUAGAUAGUUUCAUGGAGAUAGAUAGUUUAAUGUGAUAACUUGUAGCAAAUUAACAAAUUGAGAUGGAGGACUGGGUUUUUCUUGUGUGGAUCAAUUUUGUUUCAAGGUAAACUUAGCACAAUGGGUGUCGACAUGGAUACAUAAUAUGCUCAACUAUAUUGUAAAUGUGAGGGUGGUGCAAAACUACUUUCUUAUGCUGUAUUGUUUUCCUGCUAUGACCUUGAGGAAAAAUUAUAAUUUUUAUUUUGUAGUAUUAUUUCGACAACAAAACAAGUUGGAUGUUUAACACAAUCAAAUGUGACUAAUGUAAUUCACUUGAUGGUUAUUGAA